UUGAAAACCAACAAAGAAGAAAAUCACUUCCGUGUUCGCCGUGGCCAACUGCUUUAAACACUUUUUAAAAAGGUGAAUGUAUUUUUUUAUGUUUUAAAAAUGGAUAAAGUGAAGGACAGACGACGGGAGAACACAAGUGUGGCUACUGAGAUCGAUCGCUUGGAGGAGCGACGGGCUCGUUGCCAAGACAACCUGGAGAAGGCGGAGUUUCGAAGCAGGAAGAAGUUGUCAGAGGAGGAGAGGCAAGAAGUGGAAAAAGACAUGGCGUUAAUAACUGAAAGUGUGAAAAAAUUGGACAAGGAGUUACAGAUGUUACGCGGUGAAAACAGGAAGAACACGAUGCUGUCGGUGGCCUUGCUGGCGGCUUGCGCUCUCUUCUACUACAUCUUCAUCUACGACGACGACGCCCCAUGACACCAAAAGCGGGUUAAGUCCCGCUUGUUAAGUGUGAAUGGCCUGUAGUGUACAGGACUGACAACUCUUAAAUGAGACCAAACUGAGUGCUAACGAGGGUUGGUUGGUGCCUACUUUCUGCCUCUAGAUGGCAUUAUUGUCACUUGUGUGACCUUUUGAACAUGUGGCUUUUUUUUUUUAACAAAAGGUAAUUUUGUAACAGAAAUAUCACCAAAUGAGCUUAGCAUGAAGUAAAUGCAUUUACUACCGUGCAUUGUUUUAUUAAAAUUAUACUGACAUUAAAUGAAGUUCGAGAGAGAGAAAGAGAGAGAGAGCGCUAAAUUAUGAUCAGAAAAAUAUUAUUGUUAAUUAGGUUUUUUUCUAGUUGAGAUUGUAUUAUGUUAGUCAUCUGCAGUGCAUUACUUGGAGGAAAAAAGAACAGCAUUUAUUUUCCCAUCAAAGCCAUUUGCAGCAGUAAGCAAGCACGGCUCAUUAAAUGAGUCACUGCUUCAAGAGAAGCCUAAAAUGGUCAACAUUUAAUUGGUUAUCUUCAAAAAUGGACGUAAACAGGAAAUACUAUGAUAGAGCUAUGUUUGUUUUGUUUUUCAAAAUCAGAAAUAAAGCAUCAGCCUCCACGAAAACAAGAUAUUUUUAGUCUUUCUCCGACGAUAAUGCAGGAUAUCAGCAUCUGGCCUAAUGUCAUUCUUAACUAGUAAUUACACGCUUAACAGAUUUUAAGGGUGGAGUUUCUGAAAAUGCUGCAGGAAAUUGCACAAAAAGUUAAGCACCUUCCUUGCUUGGACUAUUCAUCUAUCCAUUUUCUACUGCUUGUCCCUCUGGGUUGCAGGGGGUGCUGGAGCCUAUCCCAGCUGCACUCAAUGAUGUUCUAAUAGAUUGACCCACUGAAUGCUAAAUAAAAAUAUUUCAAUUUAUUUGAAAUAAAAUAAGUAAUGAUGUGUUUUUUUAAAAAUAAAUGCAUUAGUUUUAUUUAAAAUAUUCAUCCAUCCACCUUCUUCCGCUUAUCCGAGGUCAAGUCGCGAGGGCAAUAGCUUAAGCAGAGAAUCCCAGACUUCACUCCCCCCAGCCACUUAGUCUAGUUCAACCCGGGGGAUUCGAGGCGUUCCUCUAACGUGUCCUGGGUCUUCCUCGUGGCCUCCUACCGGUCAGACAGGCCCCAAACAUCUCCCCAGUGAGGCAUUUGCUGGCUUUUCUCGAUGUGGACGAGCAGCGGCUUUAUUGUGAGCUCUUCUCAAAUGACAGAACUUCUCACCCUAUCUCUAAGGGAGGAUAUUAAUGUAGAUCGACCAAUAAAUUGAGAGCUUUGCCUUCCGGCUCAGCUCUUUCUUCAACACGGCAGAUCGAUACAGAGUCCACAUUACUGUAGACGCCACACUGAUCCUCUUGUUGAUUUCACGAUCCACUCUUCCUUCACUCAUGAACAAGACUCCGAUGUACUUAAACUCCUCCACUUGGGGCAAGAUCUUCCCAACCCGGAGAUGGCACUCCACACUUUUCCGGGCGAGAACCAUCGCUUCGGACUUGGAAGGGCUGAUUUUAUCCCUGUCACUUCACACUGGACUGCGAACCGAUCCAGUGAGAGCCGAAGAUCCUGGCCAGAUGAAACCAGCAGGACCAUAGGCGCUGAUCCCAUGGGUGCUUCGAGGCCCGAGCACCCACGGACAAAGCCAAGCACCCACGUGGGAUUAAUGGCAACUUUCAAUCUUUAAAAUAAUUUUUGAAAAAUCAAUCUUGUUGUAGUUAAUUUUGUGGCGAGUUUGGUCUGUUUUCCAAAAUAAUAAAGCCACAAAUCAU
This is a messenger RNA of Nerophis lumbriciformis (worm pipefish), 2205 nucleotides long. RefSeq names its product coiled-coil domain containing 167 (gene ccdc167). The record is from RefSeq and is a predicted model, not a curated record. NCBI's taxonomy places the organism in Eukaryota, Metazoa, Chordata, Actinopteri, Syngnathiformes, Syngnathidae.